AUGAAAUAAGCUGCGGACAGUUGGGCACCUAUGCUACGUGUCUAUUCCAUGGAAUAAGCGUUUUGCAGAUUUGAGAGAAAUCAUAAUCUGCAUUCUGUACGGUCUGGUCCGUCUAAUCGUAUCAUAUCGUUUAGGAUCGUUGAACAUUUUUUAUUGAGUUGUCGAAAAAUGCAGAGAAUACCUACUGUUUUUUCCAGGAAUAUGGCUCUUUUAAGUCAAAUAAAAAUGACUGGUGAACGAGGGUCUGGUGCUGGUAGAGGUGGUGGUGGUGGUGGAUCCAUUCGUGACGCUGGAGGAUCAUUUGGUAAAAUGGAAGCUGCUCACGAAGAUCAGUACUUUUACAAUUUACAAAAGGAACAAAUUUCAAAAUUAAAGGAAGGUUUGCAUGAUGAAAUCUCAUUCCAUGAGGAGCAAAUCAAACGUCAUCAAGAAGCAAUUAAUCGUCACAAGAAGAGAAUUGGCGACAUGGAGAAAAAUAAGUAAAAAGCUAGCUCUGUUACUUCAUAUGUUUAUAAACAUUCUUUAUCUACUUGCAAUGAUAUAAAAUCAUUGUAAAAAAUUAAUGAACCAUUUUGUGCUUUUUUCAAAUAUCACACGUUGUAAGUAGAACUGGAAUAAAAUAAUUUAAUUUAAAUAUCUAUGCUAUUGUCGGUUAAGUGUUAAGAACAAGUUAUGGAAACUGUUGAAAAUAAACAGAAGAAACAGAUAUAUUUUUGAUUUGUUUCAUUGUUUUAUAAAAAUAGUUUUACAAGAAUUUUUUUAUUUAUCUUUUGUUCUUUCAGCUGAAGGUGUUGACAGAGAUAUAAAA
Phymastichus coffea is the source of this 808-nucleotide messenger RNA. RefSeq names its product ATPase inhibitor mai-2, mitochondrial-like. Gene Ontology annotation, biological process: regulation of DNA-templated transcription; negative regulation of ATP-dependent activity. The coding region runs from base 169 to 483 and encodes 104 amino acids. The record is from RefSeq and is a predicted model, not a curated record. Gene Ontology annotation, cellular component: mediator complex; mitochondrion. The transcript is spliced from 3 exons. NCBI's taxonomy places the organism in Eukaryota, Metazoa, Arthropoda, Insecta, Hymenoptera, Eulophidae. Gene Ontology annotation, molecular function: ATPase inhibitor activity.